This is a messenger RNA of Alligator mississippiensis (American alligator), 3764 nucleotides long. RefSeq names its product prune exopolyphosphatase 1 (gene PRUNE1). Lineage: Eukaryota; Metazoa; Chordata; Crocodylia; Alligatoridae. The transcript has 9 exons. Gene Ontology annotation, molecular function: exopolyphosphatase activity. The record is from RefSeq and is a predicted model, not a curated record. Bases 138 to 1724 code for a protein of 528 amino acids. Gene Ontology annotation, cellular component: cytoplasm.
CAGGGGAGGUGGGGUCGGGCAUCACCGGGCCCCGGAGCUCGCCCCCAGCCCCUGCCAGCACCACCCAGCACAGCCGUGACCGGCCUCUGUGCACGACCCCGAGCCCCCUGCACGCGCGUGUGCGCAGCUCCUCGUGCAUGCAUCCUCCCUUUCCGUGCUCAUUCCCCAUGCACGCAGAUACCCCCCCAGCCACCUGCACACAACUCCUCAACCCCCUUGCACAUGUACAUUCCCCUGCCUUGCACACGCAUGCACUCGCCCACUGCCCCACACUGUGCACAUGGGUGUACAAGCCCCCCUGCCCACCCUGGAUGAUGGAGCCCAGCCUGAGGCUUUGGACUUCAGACCAGGUGGCCGGAUACCUUCCCCUUGGCACGGGGAGUGUGAGGGGCUUUCCCUGUUCUCCCAGCCCGUGGCUGCCCUGGAGCAGCCUGCUACCAGCCCAGCGCCCUCCUGACCAUGUGCAGCACCACCAGGAAGUCCACGUGGUGCUGGGGAACGAAGCCUGCGACCUGGACUCAAUGGUGUCAGCCCUCACCUUGGCCUACUACCUGACGCAGACAGCGGCUGGGGCCCGGGCAGCCAUAGUGCCAGUGCUGAACAUCCCACGGACCGAGUUCCCGCUGCGCUCGGAAAGCAUUUUCCUGCUGCGGGAGCAGGGCAUCCCUGAUGGCUGCCUUAUCUUCCGGGAUGAGAUCGACCUGGUGAUGCUGCACCGUGCAGGCCUCCUCACCCUCACCCUUGUCGACCACCACAUCCUGCCCAGUGGCGAUGCUGCACUGGAGGAAGCCGUGAUCGAAGUCAUUGACCAUCGGCCCCUGGAGCGGGACUGGGGCCCUCGGCGCCGUGUCACGGUGGAGCCCGUGGGCUCCUGCACCACCCUGGUGGCAGAGCGGGUGAUGGAGGGGCCACCGGAGCUGCUGGACAGACAGACAGCUGCAUUGCUACAUGGUACCAUCCUUCUGGACUGCGUCAACCUGGCCCCGGAAGCCAGGAAGGUCACCCCGAAGGACGCCCGGUAUGUGGCCCUGCUGGAGGCAAGGUUCCCAGACCUGCCGGCACGAGACAUCAUCUUUGAGACGCUGCAGAAGGCUAAGUUUGAUGUCACGGGCCUCACGACGGAGCAGGUGCUGCAGAAAGACCUCAAGGUGCUGUCGGGCGACCAGCUCAUCGUGGCCAUCAGUGCUGUGUACAUGACCUUGGAGGAGUUCCUGCAGCGGCCUGGCCUCCAGCACGACCUGCCCACCUUCUGCCAGCAGCACAGCUACACCGCCCUCGUGGCCAUGACCAUCUCCUUCGGGGAGCGCCACGAGCCACACCGGCAGCUGGCCGUGUACAGCCCCUGUGCUCGGCUCCGUGCUACACUGUGCAGUGCCCUGGAACGUGCCAGCAGCCCCCCCCUGGACCUCUCACCGCUGCCUAGCCCCUGCCCCGACCUCUGCACCUACCGUCAGGGCAACGUGGCGGCUUCCCGCAAGAAGGUGCUGCCCAUCCUGCGGGAGCUGCUGUUGCACGGGGGACCUGAGCCCUGGGGCUGCCGGGCAGGAGAGGAGGCGAUGGCAGAGGACGAGGCCUUGCUGCCCCCCACACCCAUGAACAGCUUGGUGGACGACUGCCCACUGGCCCGGGGACUGCCCGCACUGUCACCUGAGGCCGUGUUCGAGCGAGUCAGCCGCCUUGCUGUGGUGCGCCCUGGCCCUGCUGGCAGCCCUGAGAAGAAAUGAGGGGCCGGGAAGGGCAUCUGCAGAGCAACCCCCUUCCCUCGUGCAUCCAUCCACCCCCUGCAGCAUGGGGCUUUCCUCAGGGAUCCUUCCACAUGCUUGGGUGCUUAGUCAGCCAGAGCCAAAGCAAAGCCCCAGCAGCAGCCUGGGCCUGGGUGCGGGGUGAGAUUAGGCUUUUCUGAUGCUAUGGCACCAGGAACAUUGCACAACCAGGGGACUUUCGUGACCAUCACACUUGAGCAGGGAGUUCCCCAGGCUGUGGCACUGUGCUGGGAGAUGGGGGGAGCAGGUUGCUGGGGUUUGCUUCUCCUUGGGCAGUUCCUUUGCUGCUUCCUUGCCCCCUUUAUGCUCAGUCCAGGUCCCACGGGAGAGCUGCUUUCAUCCCAAACUUCAGGGGUGCAAGAGGCAAGACAGCACAGGAACCAGGCUGUAGCACCCCAGCCUGGGCACAAGUGGCCAGUGCCUCUGGUCAUGAGCCCAGAUGAUUUUGGAUACAGCUUUGCCUCUCCUGGUCCUUGCACUGCCAGUCUCUGAGGCUGCUGAUUCCCUGGGGAAAUCAUACACCAGUUCGGCCUCUAAGUCCCCUGGGUGGGCUCUGAUUUCUGUGGCUCUAAUGUCACCCCGCUCCCCAUUUGACUCCAGCUAAACCAGAGGAAGCUGCUCUCAAACCAGAGCAGAGGCUGUCAGCAGGUCCUCCCCAUCUGUGGGGGCUCACACAUGGAUUUCCAUGGGCUGCAGAACGGGAGGUGAUGCCCUGUAAGAUUGGACCCCCACUUUGUCCGGGGCCAGAGCUGGGAGCAGAGCUGGUCCCGGCCUGGUUUGGUGGAGGGCUUCAGCUGCUGCAUGCCCUAGUUGCAAGCAGGUACGUCUCCCACCCCACAAAACUGGAGAGGGAAACCCCGAGCCUAAGUGUGCUCUCUCCGGUUCAGCUCCUUCGGCUGCUUCUGCCCCCACUUUUGCAGUGGGCAAGCAGUUUUUGAGUACUGGGUGUCCCAGAAGCUCCAGAGCUGGGGUCUCUGUGCAUGAGCUCUGUGUGCUCGCAGGGGGUGGCUGGCAGCGUCCGGCUGGAAGGUACAAAACACCCAGCAAGCAGCAGUUGUGGCCCAAGCUGCACCCAGUAAGCAGAGACCACCCCCCUUCAGCCCAGCCCCUGGACCUUCCUUGGUACGUCACGACUUGGUGUGAACUUCCCUUCUGACAGUGGUCUCUCAGGGGGGUCAUCCGGGGACUUCCCCAGUAGGUACUGCCCCCUUUGAGCACCUGGGAGGCUUGGAGGGGGCUGGAAGGUUGCUGUCAUUUGGGCUCAGACUCGGGCUGACUCAGACCAUUAUGGGUGACCAGUGGGGACAUCGCACAGCUGUGACGUGGGCAUGGGAAACCUUCCCUUGGGGGGAUCCAGGGAGGCAAAUCAGAGGCUUAGAGGUAGUAUGAAUUGUAAUGCAAGGUAUGAGCCUGUGGGACGGGUGUCCAUACUGGGCUUAGUAAUAGCAGCCUCUGGAUGGGGGUGUCAGGCUGAUGGAUCGGGGAUGGGGAGGGGCAUCACCUCCUCCCAGUUGGGUUUAUCUGGGCAAAAUACUAUGCAGUAAUAUGAGCAAUACUUAGCCAGGGCUCUGGGUGGGGGCUCCGGCAUAUGGUACAAUGAGGAGUGUACGUUGAUUGGGUAUAAAUCACACAAUCACGUGAGAACCAGCGAGAACCUCUGAGCUGGUGGGGCUGGGAGCUGUUGGCCUUGUCUAGAGCAGAGCUGUCAUUACCUCGGUCUCUGCUCUCAGCAGGCCGUGCUUUCCAGCUGCAAGCUUCUGUGUUACAUUAAUAAUGUUAUUUUUUCUAAUAAUCCAGGUACUUUGCCCUCUAGCACUUUUGGGGUGCGGGGGGAUCCUUAAUUUUAUGUCCAACUGUAUGCAAACUUGAAUCGGGGUAGCAGGUUCAGAGCUGGUUAUAACGAGGGCGGGGUGAUGUUUUACAACCAAAGGGCCUGUGGGUUUCUUUGUGAUCUUGAAAUUUCUUUUCAUUUUAAGGAUUAAAUGUGCAUGCUUUCCUGAG